AUGGCGUCAAAACUCUUCCCCGUUUCGCGGGUCGGCCGCCUGUUUCGCCAGUCCCCCUUCGUCCAAUAUAGAUCCUUCUCCGUCGCCCCGCAACGAUGCAGCGACUCCCUCCCCGUGGUGAGUAUCUCCAUCCUUAGGGCCUCUCAGGCUGUUGGCCCGGCGCGCUCCCACCGGAACUCCUCUCACAACAAUGUCAACAUUCCUUUCAAGUUCACCGACUCUAACCUCAAGGUCAUUGAUGAGAUCCUCAAGCGCUACCCGUCGCAGUACAAGAAGGCUGCUGUCAUGCCCUUGCUGGACCUCGGCCAGCGCCAGCACGGCUUCACCAGCAUCAGUGUUAUGAACGAGGUUGCCCGCAUGCUUGAGAUGCCCCCAAUGCGUGUCUACGAGGUUGCGACCUUCUAUACCAUGUACAAUCGCGAGCCAGUCGGCAAGUACUUUGUCCAGAUUUGCACUACCACCCCCUGCCAGCUUGGCGGCUGCGGUAGCACUGCUAUUGUUGAUGCUAUCACUGAACACCUCGGUGUCACCCCCGGCCACACCACCGAAGACGGUCUUUUCACCGUUCUCGAGGUCGAGUGCCUGGGUGCUUGCGUUAACGCCCCCAUGGUCCAGAUCAACGACGACUACUACGAGGACCUGACCCCCGAGUCGAUUAAAUCCCUCCUCACUGCAUUUAAGGCUGCUGCCACAUCCACUGAUGCUAAGAUCCCUACUCCUGGCCCAUUGAGCGGUCGCAACACCUGCGAGAACAGCGCCGGGUUGACCAGCCUUCAAGAACCUCCUGUCUGGAACCCGGAAACCAUGAUGCGCAAGGAUGGAGCUCUGGAUGCCCAGUCAUAA
Molecule: messenger RNA, 843 nt
Organism: Penicillium taxi
Lineage: Eukaryota; Fungi; Ascomycota; Eurotiomycetes; Eurotiales; Aspergillaceae
Product: complex I 24 kDa subunit family protein
Exons: 3
Coding region: 1-843 (280 amino acids)
Molecular function (GO): NADH dehydrogenase activity
Source: RefSeq, a predicted model, not a curated record